GUCUGGUUUAGGGAGCAAAGGAGGAGAAGAAAAAGCGGCGGCGGCGGUACUGGGCACAGAAGAGAAACCAUGGGCAACGCCGCGCAGGUACGAUGGGGGAGGAUGUCACUCGCCUGCACUUCGCUUCUCCUGCUCACGUCAUUGGUUACUGUCCCCGCCGUCCCCAUCGAUAAGGACAAGACGAAAGUGAAGGCUGAGCCGACAGAAGAUGAGCAACAAUCUGAUUCAACAGACACUGGACUCUUUUAUGACCGAUAUCUCAGGGAAGUGGUGGAAGUUCUGGAAACAGACAGACAUUUCCGAGAGAAGCUCCAGACGGCGGAUAUUGAAGACAUUAAGAGUGGGAAGAUCAGUAAAGAACUGGACCUAGUGAGCCACCAUAUCCGCACCAAACUGGACGAACUGAAGAGGCAGGAAGUGGGGCGACUGCGCAUGUUGAUCCGAGCCAAGAUGGACCUCGGGGACAAUACAGGAAUGGAUCACCGGGCUCUGCUCAAGCAGUUUGAGCACCUCAAUCACAACAACCCGCACUCCUUUGAACCCCAGGACUUGGACUUGCUCAUCAGAACUGCAACAAAAGAUCUGGAAAGUUAUGAUAAAACGCGACACGAUGAGUUUAAAAGGUACGAAAUGAUGAAGGAGCACGAGAGACGCGAGUACCUGAAGACGCUGGAUGAGGAGAAGAGGAAAAAGGAGGAAGAGAAAUAUGAGGACAUGAAGAAAAAGCACAGGGAGCACCCAAAGGUUAAUCACCCUGGGAGCAAAGACCAAUUAAAGGAGGUUUGGGAGGAGACAGACGGACUUGAUCCCUCAGAGUUUGACCCCAAGACUUUCUUCAAGUUGCACGAUACAAACAGUGACGGAUUCCUUGAUGAGCAGGAACUAGAGGCUCUGUUUACAAAAGAGCUGGAGAAAGUGUAUGACCCAAACAAUGAGGAGGAUGAUAUGGUGGAGAUGGAGGAGGAGAGACUGCGGAUGAGAGAGCACGUAAUGAUGGAGGUGGAUCUAAACAAGGACCGGCUCAUAGACCUGCAGGAAUUCAUCAGGGUCACAGAGAAAAGGGAGUUCCUGGAGCCCGACGGCUGGGAGACGGUGGCCGAUCAGCAGCUCUACACUGAGGAGGAACUGCAGGAGUUUGAGAAGCAGAUUGUGCAGCAGGAGAAGGAGCUAAAGAGGAAAGCGGACGAGUUGUACCGGCAGAGGGAGGAUCUCCAGAAACAGCACGACUACAUCCAGGCCCAGAAACAGGAGCUACAACAGGUGGUUCAACAAAUGGAGCAGAAAAAACUAGAGCAGCAACAACCUGUGGCACCUGCUGUAUCAGAUGCCAAUGUCAACUUUCAGCAACCUGGUGACCAUGCCGUCCAUUUAGGAUCCCAGCAGCCUCUGCCCCCCGGGCACCUCCCAGAAACAGGCGUAGCACAGAGCCACCCAGUGCCAUAACCCGCCUUCUUCCAAUAUUUAUAGUUUUAUUUUAUUUGUUUUUCAUUUUCUUUUCUUGUUUUCAAAAAUAAAAAUACAAAAAAAUCCGGUCCCUCCUUCUCUAUGAAGAACAGAUAAACAGAGAAGAUGGGCACUCAAGAUUCGCUAAGUGCCAGUUUAGUGUUUGGAAAAAUCCCCUUUCUGUUCUGGAGAAUUAACCUUGUUGCCUAAUUCCUGGGACUAGACUCUGAAGCUGCCAUAUUGGUUGUUGGAAAGGAACAAUGUCUGAAUUGUGGAUGGUCUUUUCUUUAUUUUUGGACCAAAUUAAGUGAGAAUAAGUGUAUCUGAGUAAUUUCCAAUUGUCCUUUUGUUGCUGUUGUGCUGUAGGUUUGUUUGUUAUUAAGUCCAAAUAAAGGUACAAGUGCAAAGUUCCUUUAAUACCAUGUUGGUGAAGUGCUGGAGCUCGCACAGUUGCAGUACCAACUCCGGCUUGUGUGCUGCAAGCAUGGUCCCCUUUAAGCUGCAAUGGUACAGCGCCACCAGCUGCCAUUUAGAGGAAUGACUACUGACUAAAGUGGCAGUAGGCAGUGCAACUGCGGACUAUUUUCAUCAGAGUUUAUGCUCAGUCUGUUUUAUUUAUUCAUUUGGCUUUAUGAUCGUUUGUGGGGGGGGGGUCUGUGAGUGUUUCCUGGGGGCAUUAUAUACCGACCAAUUAUGUAUUUAAGAUAACAUCAUGUUCUACAGAGCUUAUCUGCUGUGUAACCUGAGCCUUUUCUCCAUUGAAUGGCCGCCCCUAUUGAUACACAGCAGCUUAUUUAUAUAAACAAUAGUAGAGUUUCUGAAGCAAACCCACCAGUUUUACCAGUGCAGGGCAACACUGCAUUAUAUUUUUAUUACUUUAAAUCACAUUUUUUUGUGAUGUUACUGUUCCUUUAGGCUAGGGGCACACGGCGCGAUUUCGCCGCGAUUCUGCGCUGGGCGAGUUGUCGCUGCGUUUUUUAAGCCGAAAUAGCUUUGCUAACUUUGGCGCUGGCGUCAAUGCAAAUCGCGGCGAAAUCGCUGCGCUAAUUCACACGCGGCGAUUCUUUUUCUACUGUCGCCCGGAAACGCCCAGCGAGGCAACUUCGGACGACAAUAGAAAACGAAUCGCCGCGUGUGAAUUAGCGCAGCGAUUUCGCCGCGAUUUGCAUUGACGCCAGCGCCAAAGUUAGCAAAGCUAUUUCGGCUUAAAAAACGCAGCGACAACUCGCUUAGCGCAGAAUCGCGGCGAAAUCGCGCCGUGUGCCCCUACCCUUAAGCUGCUCAAAGAGGCACUUUCUGCCACCCAAGCCCUGGUGCUGCUGGAGUGUGGGGGGAACUUUUACGGUACUUCUCAUUUUUGUCUUUUUUAAAUUGUAGAAUUU
Molecule: messenger RNA, 2825 nt
Organism: Xenopus laevis (African clawed frog)
Lineage: Eukaryota; Metazoa; Chordata; Amphibia; Anura; Pipidae
Gene: nucb2.S
Product: nucleobindin 2 S homeolog
Cellular component (GO): endoplasmic reticulum-Golgi intermediate compartment; membrane; cytoplasm
Molecular function (GO): calcium ion binding
Source: RefSeq, marked predicted